Mesoplodon densirostris (Blainville's beaked whale) is the source of this 5869-nucleotide messenger RNA. It is a transcript of the gene ZBED6, whose product is annotated as zinc finger BED-type containing 6. Gene Ontology annotation, molecular function: DNA binding; protein dimerization activity. Gene Ontology annotation, cellular component: nucleus. Lineage: Eukaryota; Metazoa; Chordata; Mammalia; Artiodactyla; Ziphiidae. The transcript has a single exon. The record is from RefSeq and is a predicted model, not a curated record. Bases 1725 to 4667 code for a protein of 980 amino acids.
CCCGUUUUUUGCUUCCCGGGUGGCUUGGGGCCGGGGAGGUGGGGGAGAGGGCGAGGGGAGUGGCCACGGCCUCCCCUCGCCCCUGGGUCGCGGCCUAGCCCGGGAAGUCAGAGUGGGUCUUUCGGCCCCGCGGUAACGACCCCCUCCCCCACCUCCCGGCCGCUGCCGUCGCCGGGGCGGGCUGGGAGCCCCAGGCUCCCGCUCCCAUCCACCCCACCCCCACCCCACUUCACCCCACCCCACCCCACCCCACCCCCACGGCGCCUGCUCCUUUUCCCAAUAAACCUUGUUUCCCUCCCCCACAUCCGGUGUUGGUGAAACUGUAGGAGCCCGGAGCAGCCCCAGGAAGCCGACUUGUUACCCUACUCCCAGAGGAGAACUGACAGUAGAUUGCUUUCUUCGGGGGCAACAGUUUACAUAGUUUAGCGGACCCCCGCUGCCUAAGUCAAAUUGAGUGCCAGGAGCUGAUUUUACCUACUCUCAUUCCUCUCCAGGGUCCCACUACUUGGGAGAUUUUCUCAAACUCCACACACAGAAAGCCACCGACCUUAUUCCGGUAUCCUACACCCCUUCCCUACCUUAAUUACACUUCCCACUCCCAGCCCUCAGCAUCGGAGUCAAGAGCAACAGGGACACUUCCGUUUUCCUUGUAGGACUGAUGAAACCGUAAUGAAGAACACCCCCUAAACUCCCAUAAUCGGUGCGGAUUCCUAUGGGGAAGGCCCAUAUUGUUGACAUCUUUCAGGCCUUGGUUCUGGACCUUGAGAAGGAGGCUGAACUAGUGAUAGCGAUGCUUUUUAGGGUAAAUGUAUGUAGGUACUGGGGGAGGGAUCAACCGAGAAGGCGUGGAAGUGGUUUAAAGCUAAUAUUUCAGUUUUUGCUGCUCAUAUAGAGUCCAACCUAGGAGUUACUCAUUUACAAGCUGUAAAGCUUCUCCAGACCAAAAAUGUCUGAAAACCAAGCAUGGAUUAACUCUCCAUACGAACAGUAAAUUGAAAAUUCAGCUUGUGAGUAAAAUUUAAAAAUUUUACUCCCAAAGCAUUUUUUUAGGUACCCACAUUUUUAAAAAAUUGUGUUACUUUUAAUUAGAGUUGAAAGGCCUCAACUAGCAUUUGCUGUUAAUGACCAGUAUGUGGAGUCUGAUUUAGCUUUCCAGAAUUAACAUUUUGGGUUGUAUUGCCAAAUCACAGUCCUAAACGAUGAAUGUUGAAUGAUGCACUAUGUUUUUGUUUAAAUGAAAUUUACUGAGAAUAAUUAACUUCAGAAUUAAGGGAAAUUGAUGUUGCUAUCAUGAGGCAGCAUAAAAAAUACAUAUUUUAAAAUUGAAGACAUUUCAAGCAGGUAUAGUUCCUGAAGCAGAAAGAACAUGAACCUGGGAUUUGGAAGACCUGGUUUCUAGCUGCUACUGAUCAACUCUAUUACUCGGGGAAAGUAGGCCUCAGUUCUUUUUUCUGUAACAUGAGUAAAUUGGACUGUUUGAAUUCAGAACUCAGAAAGUUGGAAGGGAUCUUAAAGCCCUCUGUGAAAGAGUUUGGGAAUGUUCUCCAUUGCUGUCAUUUUUCCUCCAAAAAUAACCUGGUUUGGAAGUCAUUGGUCCAACGGGAAUUUGACUCCCCAUAGAAAUUGGAGAAAAGGUAAUGCAAGUAGAGAGGAACAGCUGUAUAUCUGUUUGAGGAGUAAACCCACUAACAGAUUCUGGUACAAAUUUCAGAGACAUAAAAAGAAUGAGUGUAUGUACCUUAAGUGUACCAGUUUCCUCACUCUCUCCUGGCAGAAGAUGUAGCACUUUUAGUGGUGCUGGGAUUCUGGGAUGUGUUCCUAUUACGUCUAAUACAGAUGAAGAUGUGGUAGAAGGAAAGAUGGUGGCAGAAGGACUGGAUAAAGAGGCAAAAUUGCCCGCAAAAAAGAAAAGAAAGAAGGGUUUGCGAAUUAAGGGGAAAAGGCGACGCAAGAAACUGAUCCUUGCGAAAAAGUUUAGUAAGGAUUUGGUAUCUGGGAGGCCAGUUGCAGAUGCCCCUGCUUUGUUGGCUUCCAAUGCCCCUGAGCAGGAUGAAGAAAGUCUUUUUGAGAGCAAUAUAGAAAAACAGAUCUAUUUACCUAGUACUAGAGCCAAGACCUCCAUUGUGUGGCACUUCUUUCAUGUUGACCCCCAGUACACCUGGCGGGCUAUUUGUAACCUCUGUGAAAAAAGUGUUAGCAGGGGUAAACCAGGUAGCCAUCUCGGGACAUCUACUCUUCAGCGACAUCUGCAGGCAAGGCAUUCACCUCACUGGACCAGGGCCAACAAAUUUGGAGUUACUAGUGGGGAGGAGGAUUUUACUUUGGAUGUACCUUUAUCUCCCUCUUCCGCUGGAAGCAGUGGAAGCUUUGAAUACAUCCCUACUGAUCCAUUGGAUAAUAAUGGAAUGGGAAAGAAACGUGAUAAAUCAGUAUCUGAUGCCCUGAAGGCAGAAAGAGGGAGAUUUCUCAUCAAAAGUAACAUUGUCAAGCAUGCCUUAAUUCCUGGAACAAGAGCCAAGACAUCUGCAGUUUGGAAUUUUUUCUAUACCGAUCCUCAGCACAUCUCAAGAGCUGUCUGUAAUAUAUGUAAAAGAAGCGUGAGCCGGGGUAGGCCGGGUUCUCACUUAGGAACUUCAACACUUCAACGACACCUGCAGGCCACACAUCCCAUCCAUUGGGCAGUUGCCAACAAAGACAGUGGUGCAGUUGGAAAUGGAUUAGAUGAAGCUGAGACUGAGAGAAAUGAUCUCUUGAGUGAUACUUUGCCUGGAGAGAAGUCUACAGGCAGCCAGGAUGUAAUAGCUGAGGACCUUAGUGACUCUGAUUCAGAUGAACCUCCUGUAUUAGAGGUUGAAAAUAGAAGAUCUGAGAGUCCUAUUCCUGUUGCAGAGCAAGACACUCUAAUGCAUGCACAGGAACAAGAAACAACAUAUUGUGAAAAUUCAACCUCAAGUCAAAUAAGUCAGGCAAUUAUUCAAAUGAUUGUGGAAGAUAUGCAUCCUUACAACUAUUUCUCAACUCCAGCCUUUCAGAGGUUCAUGCAGAUUGUGGCCCCUGACUAUAGGUUACCAUCUGAAACUUACUUUUUCACUAAGGCUGUGCCUCAAUUAUAUGAUUGGGUCAGAGAAAACAUUUUCUUAACUUUGGAGAAUGUUCAAAGCCAAAAGAUCCACCUGACUGUGGACAUAUGGACCCAUGACCCAUCCACUGACUAUUUCAUUGUGACUGUACACUGGGUCUCUUUGCAAACUACACCACCUUCCAGUAAUGGCAGGAUCCCCAAUUUUAGAAAGUGGGCAGUUCUCUGUGUAACAGGUUUGGCCAAAGACUGUUUGAUAACCAACAUUUUACAAGAAUUAAGUGACCAGAUUGGUCUGUGGCUUUCUCCUAAUUUCCUCAUCCCUAGCUUCAUCGUUUCUGACAAUUCUUCUAAUGUAGUACAUGCAAUCAAAGAUGGUGGUUUUACCCACGUGCCAUGCUUCCUGCAUUGUUUAAAUUCAGUCAUUCAGGACUUUUUCUGUGAGCACAAAAGCAUUGAGAACAUGUUAGUGGCUGCUAGGAAAACCUGUCAUCAUUUUAGUCAUUCAGUCAAGGCCCGUCAGAUACUACAAGAGUUCCAAAAUGAUCACGAACUUCCAUGGAAAAAUUUGAAGCAGGAUGAAGCUGGCCAUUGGAUUUCUACCUUUUAUAUGUUAAAAUGGCUCUUGGAGCAUUGUUACUCAGUUCACCAUAGUCUUGGUAGAGCCAGUGGAGUUGUGCUCACCUCCCUUCAGUGGACUCUAAUGACAUAUGUUUGUGAUAUUCUUAAACCAUUUGAGGAGGCCACCCAGAAAGUGAGUGUGAAGACCACAGGAUUGAAUCAGGUGCUACCCCUAAUCCAUCAUCUACUCCUUUCCCUGCAGAAACUCAGAGAAGAUUUUCAAGUUAGAGGUAUUACUCAGGCCCUCAAUCUGGUAGACAGUUUAUCUCUGAAACUUGAAACUGAUACCCUAUUAAGUGCCAUGCUCAAAUCCAAGCCCUGUAUCUUGGCUGCUUUGUUAGACCCUUGCUUUAAAAACAGUUUGGACGACUUCUUCCCUCAAGGUGCUGAUUUGGAAACUUACAAGCAGAUCCUUGCAGAAGAAGUUUGUAACUAUAUGGAAUCUUCAUCAGAGGUCUGCCAUAUUGCAACUUCAGAAGCUUCUGGUUCCUCAGCCAUAGUAGGAGCUGAUUCAUUUACCUCAUCUAUAAGAGAAGGCACCUCCAGUUCAGGGUCUGUUGAUAGUUCAGCUGCAGAUAAUGUUGCCAUUGGAGGCAAAAGCUUCAUGUUUCCUUCUGCUAUGGCAGUAGUGGAUGAAUACUUCAAAGAGAACUAUUCAGAGACCUCAGGAGGUGAUGACCCUUUGAUUUACUGGCAGAAGAAGGUGAGCGUAUGGCCAGCUUUGACCCAAGUUGCCAUUCAGUAUCUGAGCUGCCCCAUGUGUAGCUGGCAAUCUGAAUGUAUCUUUACUGCAAAUAGCCACUUUCAUCCAAAGCAGAUCGUGAGCCUGGACUUUGACAAUAUAGAACAGCUGAUAUUUCUGAAAAUGAACUUGAAAAAUGUUAACUAUGAUUAUUCUUCAUUGGUUCUGAGCUGGGAUCCUGAGAAUGAAGUUAUUCAAAGCAAUGAAAAAGAAAUAUUAUCUUAAUUUCUUUUUCCUUUCUCCAUUUAAAAUGGGCAACUUAUUGCUAUGUUACUGUGUCCUAAUUGCUAUAAUUGUUGUAUGCAGUUAUACUAAUUAUUCUUUAUGCACAAUCUGGGGAAACCUGAAAACACAGAAAGGGCUGAAAAUUCCUCAAGGGUAAUAUAAUGUUGACAAAGUGAAGAUUAACUUUAAAGAUUUCAUAGUAGUUACUCAGUGUAGCUGUCACUUGAAAUUUUGUUUCUACCAAUUGAGAGAAAAAAAAAGACUUUUUUAAUUAAAAAAAUAUAGUGCAGCAUUGAAAGGCCUUAGGCUAUUUCUGGCUGGUAGCUUGAACUAGUAAUUGGUUUUAAGUAAAAAUUUCUCUCAACCUGGGAAGUUUGAUUGCUCUGAAACCAAUGAAAUAGAGAAAAAGCAUACUAAACUGGUAUCUCUCCCCAUCACCACCAUUUUUCUAUUUCUUUAAAAACCCUGAUUCAUGCUUACAGCUUGGCAAAAACAAAGUUCACAAAAUUGUUUUAUAUUUGGGAAUUCCUAAUUGCCUCCUCAUACUGGUCAGCGUUAUAAUUUCAACUUACUAAGUGUGAUAGAGUUGCCCUUUAUAUUUAAGAUUGGGUCUAUAUAGAGAGGAAACAUUAGAAAACAAUUAGGAAGAAAUUACUUUUAGUCUGUGAAUUGCCCUUUUUAACUUUUAUUGUAAAAACAAAGAUUAGCUACUUUUAUAUAAUUUAUGGGUAAAUGACAAUAAAAAGUUUACAGAAUUGAAAAAGAUUGAAUGGAAAUUGGAAUGAAAGCCCCAUGAGUAUACUGUGACAAACCAGUAUCCCUUUCCCACAGAAUGUUUCUCUGAAUUUAAGUGAUCUUAAAUGUCUUCUUAAAAUUAUACUGAAUGAUCCAUAAUACUGUAUUCUUAACUAUGAGAUUAUUUUGGCCUCAAUUCUUAUUUAAAAAUAAGCAGUCAAUAUUUUCAUGUGUUAGGAAUCAUCACCUCACUGGUAAAAUGAGAGAAUUGAUCUCAAUUGAUCUUGUCCCUUUCCACUCUGGAAGUACGUUUGUGUGAUUGAGUGGGAGGCCAUAAAUGAUGACUUUUAGUAAAAGUCUAUUAAAAGUUUCAGACUGAAUAACUAAUGUAAGAUCCCAAUUUUUCCUUUUUUUCAUUUUAGAUUUGGGGAUAUUCCCUGCCCAAAAAUUUCCUGGAAAAUUGACUA